Thrips palmi is the source of this 1745-nucleotide messenger RNA. It is a transcript of the gene FeCH, whose product is annotated as ferrochelatase, mitochondrial. Lineage: Eukaryota; Metazoa; Arthropoda; Insecta; Thysanoptera; Thripidae. Bases 209 to 1411 code for a protein of 400 amino acids. The record is from RefSeq and is a predicted model, not a curated record. Gene Ontology annotation, biological process: heme biosynthetic process. The transcript has 9 exons. Gene Ontology annotation, molecular function: protoporphyrin ferrochelatase activity.
AUAGUAUCACUCCUGCGUUCAAAGUCCUUUCCAAAACCUCAAGCCUCAUGUUAUACAGUAUUAGUAUGCAGUAUAAAUCUUGCGAUGUUGGUGUUGACGAGGCAGAUUUCACUUCGCCACUCAGCUGUACGAUAUUUUCGUUAAAUUGUGAAUAUUCUGUGCUUUCAUCAAGUAAACGUCAGUCGCAGGGGCAUUCCUGGAAAUAACAAUGAAGGCUUUAUCUACUCUCGCCAGUUUAAAAUCGCAACUGCCACGGAAUACAAGAGGGCUGUUUGUUUCAUCAAUUUCACAUUCCCAAGCCAAGUCUCAGGAUGUCAGUCGUCCCAAGACUGGUGUCUUAAUGCUGAAUAUGGGCGGACCGCAGACAACUGAUGAAGUGGGGGAAUAUCUCCUUAGAAUCAUGACUGACAGAGAUAUGAUUCAAUUACCUGUGCAAGGCACUUUAGGACCGUACAUUGCCAAACGUCGAACCCCUGAAGUCAUGAAGAAAUAUGCAGAAAUUGGUGGUGGUUCACCUAUUUUGAAAUGGACUAAAUUGCAGGGUGAUCUUUUAUGCAAAAAGCUUGACAGCAUUUCCCCUAAAACUGCACCACACAAACCUUAUGUUGCGUUUCGUUAUGCUAAUCCACUGACAGAGAAAACUUUAGAGGAGAUAGAGAAAGAUGGAGUAAAGCAUACUGUGGUAUUUUCCCAGUACCCCCAAUACAGUUGUGCAACCAGUGGAUCUAGCUUCAAUGCAAUUUUCACUCACUACGCUAAGAAGAAUUUGCCUCCUGGUAUGACAUGGAGUAUAAUUGAGCGUUGGGGCACGAAUCUUAAACUUGCCAAGGUGUUUGCAGAUCGAAUUUUGAUUGAACUAAACAAGUUCCCAGCAGAGACCCGCAAGGACGCAAUAAUUCUUUUCUCUGCUCACUCUCUUCCUCUCAAGGCGGUCAACAGGGGAGACCCCUAUCCAUCCGAGGUCGGUGCCACAGUGCAAUUGGUGAUGGAGCAGCUUGGCCAUUGCAAUCCUUACAGCCUUGUUUGGCAGUCCAAAGUUGGUCCCCUGCCCUGGUUGGGACCGUUCACUGAUGAUGCAAUCAAAGGUUACGUCAAACAAGGAAAAAGAAACUUCGUAUUGGUGCCAAUUGCUUUUGUUAAUGAGCAUAUUGAAACUUUGCAUGAGCUUGAUAUUGAGUACUGCCAUGACUUGAAGAAAGAGCUGGGUGAACUUAACAUUCAACGAGCUCCUGCACCGAAUGAUCAUCCCCUUUUUAUUGAAGCUAUGGCCGAUAUAGUGAAGUCUCAUCUUGAAGGAAAAUCAGCUGUCAGCCCCAAAUUCCUCACGCGUUGUCCACAUUGUGUCAACAGCCGCUGUGAUUCAGCCAAGCAAUGGUGGGGAAACCUUUGCAAACUACCUGCUGUUCAAUAGUGAAAAGUCUAGAAUUGUGGAAUGGUUCAAGGAGAUGGUGGUAGCAGACUUCUUACCAAUCUCAGACAGAUAAUUUAAACUGUGAUCCUUUCUAAUUUUUUGUUGUUCUUAUUUUUUUGAAUGAAUUAUAUCGGGUAGUAGGAUUUAUAGAUUGAGAUCUCAGGUUCUAUUGUUUUUCAUAAUGUUAUACUUCAGUUUUACAUUUUAUCAUUUACCUGGUUUGGAAGAUAUAUCUUUAAGUAUUACAAAUAAAGUUAAAGAAAAAAUCAUUUACUGGUAUGUAUUCAAAUAUUUUUAUUAAAAUUGCCAAUUGUGGGAGAAUUUUAACAUUACA